This is a messenger RNA of Aspergillus puulaauensis, 417 nucleotides long. RefSeq lists its product as uncharacterized. Lineage: Eukaryota; Fungi; Ascomycota; Eurotiomycetes; Eurotiales; Aspergillaceae. The record is from RefSeq and is a predicted model, not a curated record. The transcript is spliced from 2 exons. The coding region runs from base 1 to 417 and encodes 138 amino acids.
AUGACAAACCGCCGCCUUCUUAUCUUUCAAGAAACACCCCUCCAAUCCCCCACCAACCCACUCACUCCAACCCCAACAGCCCAUGGAAUUCAAUAUCAGCAGGGCCAUGCACAGUUCCAAUACAUCCCAGUCAACAAACUCGGUCUGCCCGUACACGGUCCGGGAUCAUUGCCUGAGGGUCUAGGAGUAGGGAGUCUAUUGAACCUGCCUUUGCGGGUGAUCACGGCUUUUACGGAGAUUUUUAAUGGCGUGAAGUAUAAGGGGUGGGCAAUUGUAGCGGCGGGGCCGUAUAACGACCCGACAUUGGGCGUGGGCUCGCCUGGCGGCGUUGGCGGGACGGGCAAGUUCUAUGCCGUUGUGUUAGAGCAGGUUUCGUCUCCAGAGGCCUCUGGCUCCGGAAAUAUUGGGGGUGCAUGA